UGACGCUCUGUGCGCGUGUCCGGUAGCGCGAGGCGUCAGAGGGACGGCCGCUCGGGACUGAUCUCCAGAUUAAACUCCGCGAUCUUCACGAGCUCCGCUUUGAUCCGGGUCACCGACGGGGUUCGGCUCUCCGGUUGAGGAUGAUGUCGGUGGCGGCCCGCUCGCGCGCUCUGUCUCCGUACCUGCAGGCCACGAGCUGGACUGUGAGCGGCUCGCUGAAGCCGCUCAUCCCCGCGCGCCCGGCGCUCGGCCCCGCGCCGCCUGCGCUCGCGGCGCCCUUGGCGGAGCGCUCGCCGCCGGGACAGGAGAGGCUGCGCGCGGGGAGCGCUCGCAGAGGACCCGCGGUCAGCGCGAGACUGAACGCUCCUGCAGGAGUGCGAUUCGCCCACACGGACAUCAAGGUUCCCGACUUCUCUGAUUACCGCCGGCAUGAAGUGGUCGACCCGAAGAAGUCUUCUCAGGAGAGCAGCGACUCCAGGAAGGCCUUCUCGUACCUGAUCACGGGCUCCACGGCCGUCGUGGGCGUCUACGCCGCCAAAACCGUCGUCUCGCAGUUCGUGUCGUCCAUGAGCGCAUCAGCAGACGUCCUGGCGCUCUCCAAGAUCGAGGUUAAGCUGAGCGACAUUCCCGAGGGCAAGAACAUGACCUUCAAGUGGAGAGGGAAGCCGCUGUUUGUCCGCCACCGCACGGAGAAAGAGAUCGCCACAGAAGCCGCUGUGGAUCUGUCGGAGCUCCGAGAUCCUCAGCACGAUAAGGAUCGCGUCCUUAACCCAUCCUGGGUCAUUGUCAUCGGCGUGUGCACUCACCUGGGCUGCGUCCCGAUCGCCAACGCCGGCGACUACGGCGGAUAUUACUGCCCGUGCCAUGGCUCGCACUACGACGCCUCCGGCCGCAUCCGGAAAGGCCCGGCUCCGCUCAACCUGGAAGUGCCGUACUACGAGUUUCCUGACGAUGAAACGGUCAUCGUUGGAUAGAGAACUCUGUGCUGCUGCUCGGUCUGUUCAGUUUGAUCCGAGACUGUGUUUAUUAAAUAUAUCGGAGGUAGAACGCUGAUCUGGGAUCAGCCUGUAUCCUCCUGUUCUCUGCGGUCUGAUCAGCGUUCCAGCUCCGGUCACUGCGUUUGAUAGAUACAGGCUCUGAUCUUUGUUCAUUCGUCUGAUCUCCUCCAGCUUUCUUCAGGCGCUUUACGUUGUUGAUGAUUGUGGAUUAUGAACAAAAGGUCGUCUGUAGGUAAUAAAUGUAUAUUUUAUUUGAAA
Pygocentrus nattereri (red-bellied piranha) is the source of this 1256-nucleotide messenger RNA. RefSeq names its product cytochrome b-c1 complex subunit Rieske, mitochondrial (gene uqcrfs1). Gene Ontology annotation, biological process: mitochondrial electron transport, ubiquinol to cytochrome c. The record is from RefSeq and is a predicted model, not a curated record. NCBI's taxonomy places the organism in Eukaryota, Metazoa, Chordata, Actinopteri, Characiformes, Serrasalmidae. The transcript has 2 exons. Gene Ontology annotation, cellular component: membrane. Bases 141 to 974 code for a protein of 277 amino acids. Gene Ontology annotation, molecular function: quinol-cytochrome-c reductase activity; 2 iron, 2 sulfur cluster binding.